UUAUUGGAGCCCUAAUUAGGAAGAACACUCAAUCAAUCAAUCCUCCAUUCUCUUUCAAUCUUCUUCCAAUUGCCGUUUUUCAACCUUCACUUUCUAACAAUGGAUGGGGUGAAUUCCCCUAUCAAAAAUCAGGACGAUGAUCAUACCAUCUCCAAUCACAACACCGUCGACGAUGAGAUUUACAGUAACGGCGUCGCCGAUCGAAUUCCACCAGAAGAGGCAGACAAUGAAGACUUAGCCGUCACUGGAACCACUUCGACUACAACUCCAGAUACGGAAACUGAACCCUUAACCGAUGUAAAAGUGGAGAUUGUAGCUUCUGAAGAUCUAUCUGACGAGGAGGUAUCUGGAGAUCACAAGCUUGAUAAAGCUUCGGAAGAUGAAGAUGAUGAAGACGAAAACCCUUCUCUAAAGAGGCAGAGACAGAUCUCUUCGACGACGUCGGAAAUGAAUCUGGUUGAUAGUAAAGUUGAAGACUUGCUGGAGGAGGAAGGUGCUGCAGAAGAACCAACACCAGAUAUUCCAGUAACAAAGGCUGCAUCAGCAACACCUAGUAACAAGAAGUCUAAGAAAAAGAAUAACAAUGUUUGGACGAAAUCUACUUCACGUAAAGGUAAGAAGAAAGCUAAGAACUCUAACAACAACCCCAAUACACAACCGGAUGAUCCUGUUUAUAUCACUCCUAUUCCUAGAUUUCCUGAUAGAAGUGAUGAUACGCCAGAAAUGAAAAUCUGUUUGUCUAAGGUGUACAAAGCGGAGAAGGUUGAAUUGUCUGAUGAUAGAUUGAGUGCUGGUAGUACUAAAGGUUAUAGAAUGGUUAGAGCUACUAGAGGGGUUGUUGAAGGGGCUUGGUAUUUUGAGAUUAAGGUUGUGAAUUUAGGGGAGACUGGGCAUACUAGGAUUGGAUGGACGACUGAGAAAGGGGACUUGCAGGCACCUGUUGGAUAUGAUGGGAAUAGCUAUGGUUACAGGGAUAUUGAUGGGUGUAAGAUACAUAAGGCUAUGAGGGAGACAUAUGGGGAAGAAGGGUUCAAAGAGGGGGACGUUAUUGGUUUCUACAUUAAUUUGCCUGAAGGAAGUCUCUAUGCACCCAAGCAACAAGAUUUGGUUUGGUAUAGGGGUCAAAAGUAUGUAUCCAAGGCUGAUGUUAAAGAAGAAGAUCCGAAGGUUGUACCAGGAAGUGAAAUAUCUUUCUUCAAGAACGGGGUAUGCCCAGGGAUUGCUUUUCAAGAACUCUUUGGUGGGCGUUAUUAUCCCGCAGCUUCAAUGUACACUCUUCCAAAUCAUCCAAACUGUGUUGUCAAGUUCAACUUCGGCCCUGAUUUUGAUUUCUUCCCUGAUGAUUUUGGUGGCCGUCCUUUGCCAAAACCCAUGAUUGAAGUUCCUUAUCAUGGCUAUGAAAGCAAACCUGAGAAUGGUGAGACAUGGUCUUAUGGUAGAAUGUCCCCAAUGCUGAAUAUGGUGAAAGGAGCAGAUGUUGAAAUUGUUAAAGAUGGAGAAGAAUCAUGUUAAAACUCAGAUAAUGGCCAGGAAUAAUCAGAAGGAGUAGUGGUGAACUAAAGUUGGUAUAUAUUAAUGGGUAAAACAACUUCACCCUCUAUUUUGUAAACUAGUAAGGAAGAUCUGGUUUGUAAGAAAGUAUAUAUUUUGGUGAGAAUGAGAAUGUUGUUGAAAUACUUGUAAUAAUUGUUAUCUAUUAGACCACAAGUUAUAUAAUGAAAAUCUCUUU
This is a messenger RNA of Impatiens glandulifera, 1729 nucleotides long. Its product is annotated as protein TRAUCO-like. The transcript is spliced from 4 exons. The record is from RefSeq and is a predicted model, not a curated record. Gene Ontology annotation, molecular function: transcription cis-regulatory region binding; protein binding. Lineage: Eukaryota; Viridiplantae; Streptophyta; Magnoliopsida; Ericales; Balsaminaceae. The coding region runs from base 100 to 1512 and encodes 470 amino acids. Gene Ontology annotation, cellular component: Set1C/COMPASS complex.